AUGGCGCAAAACAUCAUCUACAAAUCCAAAGAAGUAGAUUUCCAUGGCGAGAAAAGGAACAUUCUGUACCCAAAGCAUGGUCAUUCGCGUACUGCCCUCCUGGUCCUUGCGAAUUGCAUGCUAUUGAAAGGCAGCUUGACUAUUUCUCCUCAUCCUAAUAACGAUUACCCACAGCAGAGUUUGAUAUUGCGCUUGAGUCGCAUCUACCGUAUGAAACAUUCGGCUCUUGGUGGUGACUGUGUUAUCACCAAAACUGAAAUGGACAACUCUGUCCAAUUACUGAGUGGUCUCAUUGAUGUUCAAGUUGAUUUUACCAGUAAUGCCCGUAUCCGAAGCAGUACUGUUAGGCUUGACAUGUUUAACCAUAUGAAAGUUCAGUUAUUACAUGCUUGGUUGGUACACCCCGAUGAUACUGUUAUUUUUGGUGCUGUUGGAACUGAUUAUCAUCAUGUGUUUAUGAUUGAAAAUUCAGGUGGACUACCAGUUUAUGACAGAAAUGCAGACCCAUUGGUACUGAAUUUCCUGAGUUCAGGGGUGACCGCUUUUGGCAUACACGAGCUAAAGAAUUCCACGCUGGAAGGGCAAAUCUUUGCUUUGUUUUGGAAUGGAUCCUUUCAUACUUUGACUAAGCACAAUGGAACUUUGUUUUUACUCAACAAUGUUAUAGAUGCUUUGGCUACAGACAUGUUGUGGAAAGAGUUCAAUGAACAUGAUGAUGGUCAGUUCUGUAACAGCAAUUUUGUGGCAGCACCAAUGGAUGAAAAUAAAUCUGAAGAUAUUCAAAAUGCUCAGGCAGAAGUGCCUACUAGCCAAACAGCACCAGCAGUUUCACAAAGAAUGUACAAAUGCGAGAGGCAUAAUUGUCAAACAGUUUUUUUGUCUCUGGUGAACUCAAAUCGGCACAAACAAGUUCAUGGAAAAAAUCCAAAAUUGAAAAUGGCUUCUUUCAGUAAAGCUGAGCUCAGUAAACAUUGGGAUGAGUUGAACCAUCAGGAGGCUGGUAAGGUUCUUUCAAUUAAGGACAUGAAUAUACAGGGCAUAUCUGGUGGUCUACUUUACCGAAUGAUUGAAAAAAUUGACAAUGGAGAUGAAUUUUACAGCAGAACCAAUAGAAUGAAGGUUGUUUUGGAUGGUACUAAAAAAAUAUCAUCAGAUGAGCUGUUCACUGUUCUUGAUAAAGACAGUGAGAAUACAGCCUUUUCAACUGAUAUACGUUUUUGUCCUGAGAAGGUUGUAUUUAGCCAGCAGCUGCUCCUGUUACAUGAUUUGAACAAUGUUUUGGCAUGCUGCUGCUACUUCGUGGAAAAAAAUCUGGAUUUUAUGGAGAACUUGGAUGCCAUUGGUAAAUAUUGGGAUGAUCUUACCUGUGAUCAGACUCGCCAAAUCUUGUCUUUAAACGGAAUAAAAAUCACGGGUUCCAAUUUGAAGAAACUAAAGCACAGAUUGAAAAAUUUAGACCAAAAUCAUCCGCUUGCUAUGACUAGCAAUCAAUUGAUUGAUAUUAUUAGUUGUUCUAAGAAAACGACAUCGAGAGAGUUGUUUGCUGUGCUUGAGAAAGCCAGUGAGGAUACCCAUUUCUCCAAUGACUUACGACAUUGCAAGGAUGAUGAAAUCUUUGCGGUUGGGGGUAAUAAACGUACACCAAGUAACGAUGUUGCACUUUUGAGUUAUAUGAUAGAGAGGAAAUUGGUUCAGGAGUGGUAUCAUUUCAAGGAAGGUGUCACGAGUGAUAUUCAGGGGCAGCUUAUGCACGAUAGGAAAUCUGAGCAAAGUGACACCGCAGAACCAGUCAACAUGGGUGGGGAUAAGCUUCUGGAGAAAAGGGAUAGCACGGAUUGCAAAGCAGGUCAUGCUGACGGUGUUCCAACAAGCCAGGACAUUUUGAAUCCUAUUCCAGGGGAUACAGCUGCAUCAAGCCUGGAUAGGGGAGCAGGUCAUUCUGACAGUGGUUCAACCAGCCAACCUAGUUUGGAUCCUAUUCAAGGGAUUUUGUUAGAGCAAUUUGUCAGAAGUAACAAGCUUACAAAAAUAUACAAGAUCCGCCCUAAUGAUGUGUUUAAGCCUCUGAAGAGGAGUUUGAAGACGUUGAAAAAGGAUCUUGAUUUUUCAAUUCAUAAGCAGAAGUUGAAGGCAGUCUUUAAAUUGUCUUUGGUUAUUUUGACACGUUCGGGAAGGAGAUGCGCUAGAGGCUUCUUGCUAUGGAUUGUCAAAAAUCACAGAGAACGGAAGAGCUGGAAUGGAUCUUUUCAAUUUUCUGAUAUGCAGGUGUUAAAUGGGCAGUUCAUUAUCUCAAAAGCAGCAGACAUGGAAUUGUCUUUGGAAAGCGCUUCGGCAGAUUUCAAGAGGUUAUGGGACCUGCUAUUGGUUCCUUACUAUAAAAAUGCUGAGCUGGGAAGCUACCCUCUAUAUUUUGAUGAGUUUGGACAUGGUAUACUUAAUCUUCCAGAUCCUGUUACUGAUCCUGAUAACUUCAUGAAGUAUGAAAAGUACCUGGCUUUGCAUUUUGCUUUCAUGCCUCCCCUCAGCAGGUCAACACUUCUGAUCAAUCUCUACAAAGCCUACGAUACAGAUCGUUCAGUCCCAGAUCAUGCAUACAAACCAUUAAACAAGAGAAUGACUAGUGAUUGGAGGGAUUGCGUUAAAUAUUUGCCUAUUCUUACAAGUGUGUAUUACUUCAAUGUUGAUGACCCACAUUUGAACCCAUACUCACCUACAUACUUCCAUCUUCUGAAAUUUUCGAGGAAUUUUGGUUCUCAUGAUUUGGACCACACUAAGCUUCCUGGCUUACAGACACAGUUGGUGUCUGAUAUGAUGAUAACUGAUCUUGUUAUUGGUCAGCUUCUUGCUCCCAGUCUUGUUGAGUUGGUUUUGUUUAUUGUAAAUCAUACUAACAUGGAGGGCAGAUUCUUCCGAGCAUUUCAAGCAUUUGAGUCGUCAGAUGAUGAGGUGUUCUUUUGUGUUGAGGACGACGACGACAAUGAAUGGUCAGACAGUGAAGGCACUGAUUCCUGUGAUGCUUCUGCAUAA
Miscanthus lutarioriparius is the source of this 3027-nucleotide messenger RNA. The record is from the annotation of a GenBank genome assembly. NCBI's taxonomy places the organism in Eukaryota, Viridiplantae, Streptophyta, Magnoliopsida, Poales, Poaceae.